AUGGAUGAACAAAUUUCAUUAAGAGCAGUAGCUAAUUACUUGGAAAGAGAGGGUGUUUUUGCAAUGACAGCAAAAAGAGUUCUUUGGACUCCAAGUAAUGAAUCAAAACCAGUAGUAAAUUCUUUCAUUUCUACAAUACAAACAGGCUGGGAUGAAUUAAAGAAAAUAAAAGCAGAAUUAACAGAAAGUAUACAACGUGAACGAUCUGUCGUUGUUGUAACAUCUUCCUCAAAAUCUUCAGCCUCAUCACCAGUCUAUCAACGUUCAGCUGCCCCGUCACCAGCUUCUGGUUCAUCGUCUCCUGCUACACGAAAUACACCAGGCAAAAAUGGAAAUCUAAACAUUGAACUACGAAAACAAUUACUGCUUAGAGAUAAAAAUUUAGCUGAUCAGCAUAAAACUCUUGUAGUGGAACAUAAAUGUAUUAAUGAAGAGGAAUUCUGGGAAUUGAGAAAAAAUCUAUUACGUGAUCAAGAUGCACGUACGAACCAACAAAGAGGUUGUUCUUCUACAAUGCCUCACUUACGACCUGUGACUGAAGAUGGUGGUGAAGCUAAAAUUAAUAUAACACCUCAACUGAUCCGUGAGAUAUUUGAUGAAUAUCCACGUGUAGAAGCUGCUUAUAAACUUUAUGUUCCUGAAAGGUUAUCAGAACAAGAAUUUUGGAAACAAUAUGUACAAUCAAAAUUCAAUGAUCGUAAUAGAGCAGUCACAUCAAAUGGUUCACAAGGAGAUGAAAUAUUUGAUAAAUGUUGGGUCGAAACUGAAAAAGAUCUUAACCAAGAUUCUGGGCAUGUAAGAAAAAAAUUAAAAAUAAGUACAUUAAGAGAUUUAAAUGCAACACAAGAAGAUCAUAUAGAGCUGGAAAUGAUGCCAGACAUCACUAUGAGGCCAAGCCAAAAUAAAGUUUUAUCAUUAUUAAGACGAAAUAAUAGACAUUCAGAAAGAGUAUUGGAAAUAUCAACAAGAGAAAAAUCAAAGAAAGAUAAAAAUUACGUGGAGGAAAAGAAAGAGGAUUAUAUAAAUGAACUAUUAUUAGAAGACUUGUGUGAUGAACAAUCUAACCAACGACUAUUACUUGAUAUUAGGGAUCAACGUGAAUAUUUCGCAACUCAAUUAACCGAAGCUAGCUCAGAUGUUGAUUUAUUAAAUUCUACUCUUAAUUUAAAUGAAUCAAUUGAAACCCUCAAAAAUGAUGUUACAGAAUGGAAUUUAGAUAUGUUAAAAGACGAUCUGCCAUCAAAAAUUGAAAAAGAGGUCAAAUUAAUACAAUUGAUGGGAAAUGAAUUCCUAAGACAUUUCUGGGCAAGUUACGGUUCUAAUGUUAAAGAAAAAAUGGAAAAGAAUAAAAAAAUGGUGGAACAGUUAAAGAUCACAUUAGGGAAAAUAAGUAAAUUAUCAGACAUUCAAUCAGAUGAUGACGAUCUACAAAAACCUCAAGCCAAUUUAAAUUUAAAUAUUAAUGUGAUCAAUAAUCUUAAUAAUCUUAGCCUUAAUAACAGUGGUAGUGUUAACGGAAAAAAACAACCAAUGGAUAUUUCAAACUCUAAUUCACAAAAUCUAAAACAGAUGCUUAGGCCAUUAGUUAAAUCGAUCGAAAAGGCUUUAACAUUACAUCGUGAAUUUAAUAAAAGAAAAGUUGAGAUCAAGUCAAAUCUAAAAUAA
Entrophospora sp. SA101 is the source of this 1665-nucleotide messenger RNA. The record is from the annotation of a GenBank genome assembly. Lineage: Eukaryota; Fungi; Glomeromycota; Glomeromycetes; Entrophosporales; Entrophosporaceae.